Schistosoma curassoni is the source of this 2808-nucleotide messenger RNA. NCBI's taxonomy places the organism in Eukaryota, Metazoa, Platyhelminthes, Trematoda, Strigeidida, Schistosomatidae. The record is from the annotation of a GenBank genome assembly.
GAAUACCUCUGCUAGCCUACUUGUCAUGAUGUCAAAGGAAUGACAACCUAAACGUGGCAUCCAUCUAUAAAUUUAUUGGUAGUUGCACUGCGCCAUGUUCGCCGGUUUUGAUUACCUGAUUUGGGUUUGAAAUCGUUCUCAGUAGACCGGGUGCAUCGGAAACUUUAAGAGAGCUGUUUCAUCCGGAUCUGAAGUGUUCAUUCCAGUUUUUCUUGAAGAUAUUUAUGUUUAAUCUGACGAGAAAAAAUCGCCGAUUAAUUAAAAAUAAUAAAGUGGGGCUGUGGAAUUGAUAAAGGGUGUUGUACUCGAACUAUUUCAUGAUUAAGUUGGUUGUACUCAUUCAUAAGAUAAAUUUAUUUGACUUUACCUAGGUUAGUGUAAAUUAUUUUCGUAGCUUGUAUUAUUGUGUAGUUACCUUAGAUAGUACAGACAAGCAAAUAUUAUAUAAACUUAACAAUUCUCAAGUUUGCAGUACAAAAAAUGGAUUUCGAUUUAGUGGUUACUGCGUCACCUAAUUAUUAAUAAUGGCUCAACUUGUCUCUACGUAAAUCUUCGUUGUUUUUGUACCGGGAAAUUGAGGGUUUAUGAACAUUAUCACUGGACUUCAUAAACUACAAACGAAAAAGAUGAAACUAUUCAACUGGAUUGAUAGCGUACAUUGGUUUUCUAAGAUUCAUGCAAAAUAAUGAGGUUAUUGUCAUUAUUUUCUAUUAAUGUCCUAAUUUCCUGAACAUUGUAGCUUUUACUGCUGAUAUCACAGAAUCUGUUCCUGUCCAAUCGGCCCGUCAGCACAAAGCUGAGAAUGUCGAUAAAAAUAUCUCAGAAAAUAGUUUCUCUCUAAACACUGGGAUCGAUCGUGAUGGCGAAGCAGUCUUUCACACAACUAAAUCACCAACUGAUGGAGCAACCGUAGAGGAUAGCGAAUUAGAGGAAGAGUCAGAAGACAUGAGACUUGACGAUGAUGAAGAGUUUGAAGGUUUGUCACCCAAUCAACCAAUUCUAAAUACCGAUAAAACAAAAAAUGGUAAACGAAAUCUGAUAAUUGCAAAGGUCCCACAUCAUCUUACUCGUUCAUGGGACAAUUUUCAUUUGGAAAUGCUUUUUGUACUAGCCUUAAUGAUAUAUACGUUGAAUUUUGUAAUCGGACGUUCCAAAAAUACACAGUUGGCAAACACUUGGUUUUCUGCUCAUCAGCCAUUAUUAGAAACUAAUUUUGCUGUAGUUGGUGACGAUGGUCUAGCUGAACCUGGAACUGGGACAUUGAUGAAGGAAUCAGAACAUUUAUAUUCUCUUUGGUGUACCGGAAGUGUGCACUGUGAUGCGAUGCUAAUUGAACUGCGUUUAAUCAAGCGUCAAUGCUUAUUCUUCGCAAUUGCCAACUGGAUAAGACCGGUUCAUGAUAGCAUUGUAGUGAAAGUAAUUAUGGACGAUUCUGAAAUGGAUGGUUGGGUCAUGGCGGUUGGUCGUAAGCGUCGUCUUCAAGCAUUAGCAAAAGAUCAUCAAGAUUUAGCUGUAUACUGUCCAGACAAACGUGGACAACGGCAUUCAUACCUACCAGAAUCUUUCAUGUUUUUAAAUGAGAUUCCAGAAGUUAUCCCGGCAAUUUUCAAUCCUCUUGUUUGUAAAUUUCUGAAUGAUUUUGAAGAAUCAAUCGAAUAUUUAUUUUUCUCCGAUCAGUAUAGUGGACCGAAACCUCCCCAAGAAGAUACAAAUACUCCUGCAAAACCUCCAGUUACACAGAAAGCGCUUAUUUUUGCUUUCAGAUAUGUUCCAACAACAACAAAGUCAAAAUCUUUCUCAACAUCAUUUACAUCAUCAAAUAAUAAUGGUAAUGGUAAUCUUAAUAUUCAUAAUCAACACCACCAACAACCAAUCGAAUCGGCUACUGCCUUAUUCCAUUUUAUUUUUUAUGUGAUUGAAAAAGUUCGGCGAUUUCGUCUUAGUAAAGAGGGCAAGGCUAAAUCUGAACGAAAUAGGCAACGUGCACAUGAUUCACAUCUUAAGUUAAUGCACAGUCAACGACAGGAAGCAGCUCAAAAUCGUCGUGGUGAACGCCUACGAGCUGCUAAGGAGCGUAUAAUGGCUGAGGAUGAUCCUGAGAAAGCUCGAAAGCUUGAGGAGAAAGAACAACGUAAAGAAAAAUCAAAGAAAAUGCCAAAAAUGAAAAUGCUCAAAAUGAAAUAAUAGCAAUAGUAGUAUUAGUUGCCGACGUUUACGAAAGAUAAUAUCAUCAUGCCAGAUAAGUGAAUAAUGUUUAAAAAAAGAAAAAAACAGCUCGAAGUUUGGAUGGUACUAUUAAUCGAUAUCAAUACAAACACCACACCCAAAUCAACCUAAUAUGUAACCCAACUGAAAAAUUUUGUCCGGCUAGUCGUUGUUGUUUUUUUUUAUUAUAUUUUAGUGUUCCUUCCAUUUAUCAACAAAACCCACCACCACCAUUGUCUUUUUAUCCUUCUGUUCUAAAAAAUUCAUCUCAUUCGUUUUUUUUGUUUGUUAGAUAAUAGUCACCUCAUCACGCACAUAUACACACAUACCAAAUAUAUAUGUUUCCUCUACACAGAAAUUUAAAAAAAGAUUAUAAUAAUUACAGUAUUCUUUUGUAAUAGUUUGCAUGAUUUCCUCUUCUAUACCAUAAAUUGGUACGUUCGUGUGUUUGAUAUUGACUAUGAAGUAUAAAGUUCAUUGGUGCGUACAAAUAAUAACUAUCCUCCUAUAUUCUUUAUAUUAUUUUUUUUUCACUCUAUCCUAUCCUUGUGCUUUAAGCGCAAGAUAUAUAUAUAUAUAUAUAUAUAUAUAUAUAUAUAUAUA